Messenger RNA from Punica granatum (pomegranate), 2044 nucleotides. NCBI's taxonomy places the organism in Eukaryota, Viridiplantae, Streptophyta, Magnoliopsida, Myrtales, Lythraceae. The record is from RefSeq and is a predicted model, not a curated record.
GUGAACCCAUACAUUCAAUCCUUUCCUUCGAAGCUAAUAGCUUGACCAAGAAGAAACUCUUAAGACGGCCAUGAUCGGUUCGAGACCUUGAGGCCACUCUUUUAGUCCACUCCCUGCCGCGAUAUCCCAGACAUGGCGGUUCCUCCAACGGAUGCUGACGACGACUUUGACGUCAUACUCGCCGAGCAGUGCCGGGAGCUUGCUGCCGGGCUAGACUUUGGCUCCGACGACUCGGAGUAUGCAUUCCAGCUCCAACUUCAAGAGAUUGCGAACUCUUAUCCUCUCCCUUCUGCUUCUUGUUCUCCGCCGCCCGAUGUCUCGGCAGUAAUGGGCGACGCCGACCUCUCUGGCUUGGCGGCCGCGGUGACGAUGGAGGAAAUGGAGCGGUACGACCGGGAGCAAUGCAUUAAGGAGUUCAGGCGAAUGAGAGAGGAUCUGGACCGACGGGUUUACGAUCAGAAGUUCGCCGCUGAGAUCACCUCGAUUCCGGACGACCAGUGGCAGGAGGAUGGAGAUAACUAUCACAAACCAUACGAAGCCGGUUCUUCUUCCUCUGCAGUCUCCGAGGGCUUCAGGAUUUAUUUAAAGGGCUUAGUGAGCGAAGAGUAUAUUCAAGACAGGAAGGUUCCUGUUGUGGGAAUCGGCGUGGCGAUUUGCGAUUUUAAGGACAACAUAAUAUUGGAGGUUAAGAAACCUUGGAUUGAUGGGGGGUCGGUGAGUAAGGUCGAAGCUGAAAUGCAGGCUAUUGUUCAAGGGCUUGAUGCUGCCCUUAGCUUGGAUUUGAAGAGGGUCACCUUUUUCUUCGUUAAUGAAGCCUGCCACAAUUACAUAACAGGCCUGGAGUCCCAUGGAAGUAGUAAGCUCAUGGCACUAGUCAAUCAAGCUAGUGUACUUCGUAAGAAGUUCACGCAGUGUGACCCGAGUUUAAUGUUAGAGGACACAAAUGCUGUUAAGUUUGCCUUUAAGCUUGCAAGAGAUGCUGUAGUUGCUCAAAUCUCAUGGCCUGAAGAAACUCCCUUUGGAAAGAUGCAGAAGGAAACUUGUUCGAUAUGUUUCGAGGACGCUGAUGUCUCCGAGAUGUUCUCAGUUGAUGAAUGCUUGCACAGAUACUGUUAUUCUUGUAUGAAGAGGCAUGUCGAGGCAAAGUUGCAUAAUGGGGUACUAGCCAUUAAAUGCCCUCAUGAUGGCUGUAAUUCUGAGAUAUCAAUAGACAGCUGCGAAAAGUUCCUCGAGCCAAAUUUGGUUUCUAUAAUGAGCCAACGAAUGAAAGAAGCUUCUGUUCCUGCACCAGAGAGAGUUUACUGCCCUUAUCCCAAUUGUUCUGCUUUAAUGUCAGAAAGGGAGGUUUUGGAGUACUCCGAGACUUCAUUUAUUGGAGCCGAACAAAGUGGAGCCCGGAAAUGCAUCAGAUGCCAACACUUCUUCUGUAUUAACUGCAGAGUGCCUUGGCACUAUAAUAUGAGCUGCAUUGAUUAUGGAAUUCGCAAUCCCACUCCUGAAGAUCGGGCGCUCAAGUCUCUUGCGAAUGAGAAUAAGUGGAGGCAGUGCAUAAAGUGCAACCAUAUGGUGGAACUUGUUUAUGGAUGCUACCACAUCACCUGCAGGUGUGGGUACGAGUUCUGCUAUACGUGCGGGGCCCAGUGGAAGAACAAAGGACCAACGUGUACCUGUCCUAUCUGGGAUGAACGUAACAUCAUUCCGGGUAUGCGCGAGAGACACUGAUUGAUCGGGUAAAGAAUGGUCCGUUUCAAGCCAAAGAAACAAAGGGAAAACCUUAGAAUUAGAGAAAAAGAACUUUAGAAUGCUUACAGAUUGUAUGAAAUUAAGGAGCGGUGGGCCGUCUUGCUUCCUCCGCUCUCGCGUAGACCUCUCUUAAGUCUUAACUAUAUUAAUGGACUUGAGUGAAAUUAUUUGAACUUAUAAUUGGAGAGGUACUCCGAGGACCAUCACAGGGAUUGUUGAGGCUGUCUGGCCCCUGCCCCAUGUACCGAGCCGAGUUUAUUUAUGCAUAUUAUUCGAGUCGAAGUGAUCUCCUCCAUUUGAA